AUGGCGCCGCAACGAAAAGCCCUGCGCGACUGGCUGUAUCUCUUCAUCAUCAGCAUCCAACUCUUCGGCAUGCUAGCCCUCUACGCACACCCUUCCUCCCCCUUGCACUUCCUCCUCACCCUCCGCAACUUCUACGUCUCCUCCACCGGCGACCCUUUCUUCGCCCAAGACUCCCCCCACCAGCCCUGGUUCGACAUCUUCCUCUGCAUCGAAGCCCUCGUCCAGCUGCCCCUCGCAGCGUACCUCGUCUCCCAGCUGGCGUCGUCGUCAAACAAACCGACGUCGGGACCGGCGGAACUGGCGGGCCUGGCGUUUGGCUGCGUCACCUUCAUGGGAGCCGCGGCGUGCUGCGCUGAGCUGUGGCAUAUGGGCGAGGAUGUGGUGAGUGCGGACAAGAAGGGGCCGUUGCUGUACGGGACGUAUCUCCCGUUUGCUGUCAUCCGUAAGUUUUUGUCCCCCCCCCCAUCUUCUAUCACGUCUCGUGUGUGA
Trichoderma reesei QM6a is the source of this 489-nucleotide messenger RNA. RefSeq lists its product as uncharacterized. The record is from RefSeq and is a predicted model, not a curated record. The transcript has 2 exons. The coding region runs from base 1 to 489 and encodes 162 amino acids. NCBI's taxonomy places the organism in Eukaryota, Fungi, Ascomycota, Sordariomycetes, Hypocreales, Hypocreaceae.